This is a messenger RNA of Sorex fumeus (smoky shrew), 1469 nucleotides long. It is a transcript of the gene ABHD10, whose product is annotated as abhydrolase domain containing 10, depalmitoylase. Bases 11 to 952 code for a protein of 313 amino acids. Gene Ontology annotation, molecular function: hydrolase activity, hydrolyzing O-glycosyl compounds; palmitoyl-(protein) hydrolase activity. Gene Ontology annotation, cellular component: mitochondrion. The transcript is spliced from 5 exons. The record is from RefSeq and is a predicted model, not a curated record. Gene Ontology annotation, biological process: protein depalmitoylation. Lineage: Eukaryota; Metazoa; Chordata; Mammalia; Eulipotyphla; Soricidae.
GGCUGGGAAGAUGGCGGCUGCGGCCAUGGCGGCCGUGGCAACUUGGCUACCGUGCCGCAGGUGGGGCAGGCCCGCCGUAUCCUGCGACUUCCACCGUGUUUUCAGCACCUUGUUUGCGCGGGAGCCGCACGGAGCUCCACGGGAGCUGCCUGGUCAGUUUCCGAAAGCUUUCAGACAAAAGACAUCAUACUCUUACCUUAGUCGACCUGGCCUUCCAAACCUGGCUUAUAAGAAGCUAAAAGGCAAAAGUCCAGGAAUUAUCUUCAUCCCUGGCUUUCUUUCUAAUAUGAAUGGCAUAAAAGCAUUGGCCAUUGAGGACUUUUGCAGAUGUCUAGGUCACGCCUAUAUAAGGUUUGAUUACACUGGAGUUGGAAAAUCAGAUGGCAACGUAAAAGAAUGCACAGUGGGAAAAUGGAGAAAAGAUGUUCUUUCUGUAAUUGAUGAAUUAGCUGUAGGACCACAGAUAUUAGUUGGAUCUAGCCUUGGUGGCUGGCUUAUGCUGCAUGCCGCCGUCGCACGGCCGGAAAAGGUGGUUGCUCUUAUUGGUAUAGCUACAGCUGCAGAUGGCCUCGUGACGCAGUUUAAACAACUUCCUCUUGAGGCUAGAAAGGAAAUAGAGGAGAAGGGCAUGUGGACUUUUUCAUCAAAAUACAGUGAUGAAGGAGUCUAUAAUAUUCAGUACAGUCUCAUCAAAGAAGCCGAAUACCACUGCUUACUCCAUUGCCCGAUUCCUGUGAAGUGCCCCGUCAGAUUGCUGCACGGCAUGAAGGAUGACGUCAUCCCUUGGCAUACAUCCAUCCAGGUUGCUGACCAAGUGAUCAGCACAGAUGUAGAUGUCAUUCUCAGAAAAUACAGCGAUCACCGAAUGAAGGAAAAAGAAGACAUUCAACUUAUUGUUUAUACUAUUGAGGACUUAAUUCAUAAGCUGUCAACCAUAACCUGUCAACAGUAGUUACGUAGAGUCACAAUUGGUAUAUCAACUAAAUGAGCAGAAGAUAAAAUGAAUAACAAAUGAAAAACGUAAUACUUAGGCUUUCCUCCCUUUUAUUCUACUUUGUGAAUAUCAUAUGGCUGUUUAUUUAAUGAUGUAUUUGCACAAGUGAUACAGUAGUGAAGAAAGUACCAGAUGCUGAUAGAAAACCUUUCUCUUUCAAGCCUUGGAUUUUUUCCAUUUGAACAUUUCCUUUUUUUUCUUUCCUCCCUGGCCCCAGACACCUAAACAUUUCCUAUUUUUUAAUUGAAGAACAGAUAUUUAUGCUUUAAUGCUUAUGUUAACUGUGCCAGCUCAAGUGUUAUGUUUAAAAUUGUUAAUAGUUUCUUUUCAUUUUUUUAUUAUCAGUAGAUAUGGAGAUACUUGCAAUCCUGAUCUUAAAAUAAAAUUCACAAAACACAGAAAAAUAUUUAUGAAAUAAAUAUGAAAUUUUUAGCAAGUGUUUCAAAGCAUUGCAAAGCUCAAAGCUACAUUUUAU